AUGGGAAAGAAGGCGAUUCAUUUCGGUGCUGGCAAUAUCGGCCCUGGCGAGACCGCUCAGCCAGACGCUGGGCCGACGCUGGGCCGACGAGCCAAAGGCAGCAGGCACUCGUCGCUGGCGGCAUUUGCUGACGGCACCCAAGGCCGUGGCUUUGUUGCCUGCUUCCUCCACAACUCAGGCUACGAAGUCGUCUUCGCCGAUGUCGUCGACUCCCUGAUUGACAAGAUCAACGCGACGCCCUCGUACAAGGUCAUCGAGGUCGGCGCAGAGGGCACGGCGGAAAGCGUCAUCACAAACUACCGUGCCAUCAACUCCAAGACGCACGAGGCGGAUCUGGUCGAGGAGAUCCGCACGGCCGACAUCGUCACGUGCUCCGUCGGCCCCAACAUCCUCAAGUUCAUCGCGCCCGUCAUCGCCAAGGGCAUCAACGGCCGACCCAACGGGUCCCCCCUUCACGUCAUCGCCUGCGAGAACGCCAUCGGCGCCACCGACACGCUUGCCCAGUUCAUCAAGGACCCGGCCAACACGCCAUCCGACCGUCUCGAGGACCACCAUCUCCGAGCCCGCUACGCCAACUCUGCCAUUGACAGGAUUGUGCCCGCGCAGGAUGCCGACGCUGGCCUCGACGUCAAGUUGGAAAAGUUCUUCGAGUGGGUGGUCGAGAAGACGCCGUUUGAGGAUGUCGGCAUUCCCGACAUCAAGGGCAUCAACUGGGUCGACAACCUGGGCCCCUUUAUUGAGCGCAAGCUCUUCACGGUCAACACUGGCCACGCCACGGCGGCCUAUCAUGGCUACAACCGCAGGAAGCGCACCGUCUACGAUGCCCUCCAGGACAAGGAGAUCAUGGCCGAGGUCCGCGGUGCCCUGAUGGAGACGAAGAAUCUCAUCGUUUCCAAGCACGCGAUUCCCGAGGAGCAGCAGGCUGCCUACGUGGAGAAGAUCAUCAAGCGCAUCGGCAACCCCCACCUGGAGGAUGCCGUCGAACGUGUCGGCCGCGCGCCCCUGCGCAAGCUGUCCCGCAAGGAGCGCUUCAUCGGUCCCGCUGCCGAGCUCGCCGAGCGAGGUCAGCCCAUCAAGUUCCUCCUCGACGCCGUCGAGAUGACGUUCCGCUUCCAGAAUGUCGACGACGACGAGGAAUCCAAGGAGCUGGCGACCAUCAUGUCGGAGCACAGCGCCGAGGAUGUCGUCACCAAAGUCUGCGGCAUCCAGUCGGGCGAAAAGAUUUACUCGCAGCUGGUGCAGUGCGUCAAGCGUGUGCAGGACGACAGCCGCGAGGAUUGA
Messenger RNA from Drechmeria coniospora, 1281 nucleotides. RefSeq names its product mannitol-1-phosphate 5-dehydrogenase. Gene Ontology annotation, biological process: mannitol catabolic process. Gene Ontology annotation, cellular component: cytosol. The record is from RefSeq and is a predicted model, not a curated record. The transcript has 2 exons. The coding region runs from base 1 to 1281 and encodes 426 amino acids. Gene Ontology annotation, molecular function: mannitol-1-phosphate 5-dehydrogenase activity. NCBI's taxonomy places the organism in Eukaryota, Fungi, Ascomycota, Sordariomycetes, Hypocreales, Ophiocordycipitaceae.